Molecule: messenger RNA, 2419 nt
Organism: Trichoderma atroviride IMI 206040
Lineage: Eukaryota; Fungi; Ascomycota; Sordariomycetes; Hypocreales; Hypocreaceae
Source: RefSeq, a predicted model, not a curated record
AUGUCCUUUCAAUCCAUAACCCGGCUCAAGGGUCGAUUUCUUGCCUCAACGGGUAACAUCCUCCAUUGCCAGUCACCAACACCACUCCCGAGUCCCCAACUGUUCUCAUUGCCUAAGCCAGGCGGACAUAGUAUACGGAGCAGGACUGAGUGUACAUACAUACAUGCGCACAUUUGCUGCGAACGGCAAUGUCCCCCGGAUCAGCUUGUCAACGAUGCAGGAAGCGGCACAUCAAGUUGCAAGCAGUGCGUGUCUGCAAAACAUGAAUGUCCCGGGUACAAUGAAGAUUGGAAGUUCAUCAACAAUGGGUCCAAACUGCCUCACAAGAGACAGAAGAGGCAAUCUUCUCGAUCCACAAAGAUACAGCCCACAAAUGAAUUCUCUGAUACGACUGAAAAUACAUCCAUGAUACAGGAAGGCUCUAUCAUAGAAUCUCGCCAUGGCAGCGGGAUGUUGUCCAUCCAACGGACAGAAUCUUUAGACAUCUCUUCCUUAAACUUCCCCAAAGCAGCAGAAACUACGUUGCAGAACUUGGAUCCGUCCAUGUCAUUACCAGUGGACUUUCACUUCGAUCUCGGCGACAGCAAUAAUGUUCACGAAGCAGGUGUGGGCAAUCUACCUGCCAACUUCCAAACUUCUGGACCAGCUCCGGAGGCAUCACCGGGAUUGCUCUCUUCUACAUCAAAUAGCGAGUUUGAAAUGGGGCUUGCUGCCCUAGCCUCGGAGUUUAUGCUCGAGAGCGAACAAGAGAUCGUUUUCCUUCUUCGGCAUUAUGUUGACAACUUGGCCCCGUGGCUAGGCAUUUUCGACGAGAAAUGUUUCUUUCAGACUCGCAUCCCUCGCCUCGUUGGGACUAACCCUGCCUUGAAGUACGCAGUAGCAGCGCUUUCUGCUAAACAUCUGAGUCAUGUGGGUGGCUUUCGAGCCACGAAUUGCGGCUUACGGAGCACGUUGGCCUUGACGGAAAUGUAUCCCAGCGCAGGUCAUGUGGACUGGGCAUUCAAAGCUGCCAACUACUAUCACCAGGCAGCUACAAGCUCUCAGCAGCAGUCACAACUCUACGAUACGAUUGGCGAUACGUCGCUUUUGGAUGUGGCAACAGCAAGCAGUGCUAUUUUGACAGUUUAUGAAUUGAUUGAUUCGAACUACGAUGAGUUCCACACCUAUUGGCUCUGCAUGCCCAACGACCUCCUUCACUCAUACGAUCAAAAACGCACACCAAUACUCAACUUUAAAACUUCCUAUAACAACGUUGAGAGUCAUGACGAUGCCUUUGGCGCCGAGUCUACGUCCAUGUCUAGGACGCCCUGGGUACGACUAUUCUCUUUAAUAACCAACAUUAUCGACCAGUUUACUACGACACCCAGCAGUGGCGAUCGAAUCAUGAAAAAUCCUGAGCGCACUAGCUGGUUCUAUCUUUGGGGCGCUUUAGAUAAUUGGCACUCUCGGCUGGAUGCCAACUUUGAGCCAUACUCUCAUUACACGCUUUCCAGUCACUUGACACUUCCACAAGGCCCUCAAGAGCCGGUUUUCGACGAGAUCCUCUUUCCAACACAGGUAUCUGCAGCCACUCUGUCGUACUACCAUUUCGCCCGCGUCCUUUUACUUCUUGCCAAGCCGAUCGACCAAUCAAACCCUCUCACGCUGCUGAAAGACUACCGAGAAAGACUGUCAGAUAUUAGAGAUAACUGUGUAAAAAUAUGCGGGAUUGCAGCUGGCCGGCCAGGCGGCGCUGCUCGAAUUCACUCGAUUCAGCCGCUCAUCUUGGCGGGGCAAUGCUUGGAAGAUGCACGAGAGAGAAGGGCUGUAGUACAGCUGCUACAGGAUAUUGAGUCCGAUACGGGAUGGCCAAUCGCGGCCCAGGUCGGAAGGCUUCAGGAAGAAUGGUAUGGUAGUAUUCCACAGAGCUAAGCUCUGUGGCAGCGAUGGCGAGAGUAUAAGCAAUAGCAACGGUAGCAGCAAUAGCACAAUAGCAGCCAAGUUGAGAAAAAGAGAAGGAAAGGGGGAACAAGCAGAAUAUACGCUCCUGGGGAGGCUAUAUUAUACCACGAAGUCUCGGGAUCAGGCGAUGGAUGUCGUUUAUGUACCACGACAUGCAGCAGGGUCACAAGAGGCAGUAGAGGUGGUUUGCGAGAUUCAGGUUGAAAAACCUGCAGUACAGCCGCUCAUCUUGACAGGGCAAUGCUUGGAAGACCCACAAGAGCUGUUGCAAAGCUGCUCCAGUUGCUACAGGAUGUUAGAAUUCGAUACCGGGUGGCUGACCGUGGCCUAGGUUUGAUGACUUUAGGAAGAAUGGUGAAAUAGUAUUUUACAGAGCUAAUAGAGGGGAAAGGUUAUCUAGCACCCCAGUUGUGGCUUAAUGAAUAACAAGGCAGUUAGUGACGAUAAUAAAGAUAGAGCAUGGUAUGCUGGCCUUCAC